Molecule: messenger RNA, 306 nt
Organism: Prunus armeniaca (apricot)
Lineage: Eukaryota; Viridiplantae; Streptophyta; Magnoliopsida; Rosales; Rosaceae
Source: the annotation of a GenBank genome assembly
AUGGCCAAUGUUUGCCAGGCCAUGAAAGCAGGAAGGUGGUUUGUCCCCAACUGGUGGUGUUUGAGAGAUAGAAACAUCAUAGUCUCGACUUGGAUGAUCAGCUCGAUGAAAGGUAUAAGUCCUCGACUGGCACUUCUGAAAAGUGGAAGCAUGUUCUCCAUUAGUGUUUUUCAGGAUAUCGUCACGAAAACAGAUACGGUUGAUAAGCAUGUAACUAGUGAGACAGUGGCUGAUGAGCCUGUAGUCGAGGAUGAUGAUGCCAAAGAGGGCACAACUGAUAAGGCAAAGGCUAAUGUUGUGGAGUAA